AAAUGGCCAGAUGAAGGUUGGGACGAUGCCACCAUAGAACUGCUGUUGAAUGAGCUAGCACUGAUGGACAGCAACAAUUUUCCAAGCAAUUGUGGAGUCGGUGAACGAGAGGCAAGGAUCGCAUCAAACCUAGUACGACGAAGACAUUACAGGUUUGGACAUGGUAUAGGCAGGUCAGGAGAUUUAGUUGCAGUGCAGCCAAAGGCAGCAGGCUCAAGCAUUCUAAUGAAACUCACAAAUUCACUCCUGCUUGAGGUUCUGAGAAAAACAGGAGUGACGUCAACUGCUGCCUGCUUUGUUGUACCCAUGGCAACGGGGAUGACAAUGACGUUGUGUCUGCUCACUAUAAGGCAGUCGCGGCCACACGCGAAAUAUGUGAUUUGGUCCCGAAUCGACCAGAAGUCGUGCUUCAAGUGCAUUGCGACGGCAGGGUACACAGCGGUUGUCAUCGAGAAUCGUCGUGAGGGGGAUGAGCUGCGCACGAAUGUUGAGGCAAUGGCAGAGAAGCUGCUGGAGCUGGGAGCAGAGAACGUCGCCUGUGUGCUGUCGACAACUAGUUGCUUCGCGCCGCGCGUACCGGACAGGCUCGUGGAGAUCGCCGAGCUGUGUAAGAGCAACGAUGUGCCACACAUCGUCAACAACGCGUACGGCGUGCAGGCCAGCAAGUGCAUGCACCUGAUACAGCAGGCGCAGCGGCGGGGCCGCGUCGACGUGUACGUACAGAGCCUCGACAAGAACUUCCUCGUGCCGGUAGGGGGCGCUGUCGUCGCCGGCUUCGACAAGGAGUUUGUCGAGCAGAUCGGAAAAACGUAUCCAGGUAGGGCUUCGGCGACUCCAUCGCUUGACGUCUUCAUCACGCUGCUGUCGCUCGGUUGCCAUGGUUACCUGAGGCUGCUGGCUGACAGGAAGCAGCUGUGCGCGUACCUGAAGGAGGAGCUGGCCAAGUGCGCGGGGACGCACGGGGAGAGGCUGCUGCACGCGCCGCACAACUCCAUCUCCAUGGGAAUGACUGUUACUGGUACUGGGGAUGGCCAAUUUCAAAAAAAUCUCACUAAGCUUGGAUCGAUGCUGUUCACGCGGUUUGUGUCAGGAACGCGAGUCGUCCCAGAGGGAGAUGUCAAAGUUAUCAACGGUCACAGGUUUGAAGGUUGGGGCUCGCACACGGACGCGUACGGCUGCGCGUACAUGACAGCAGCAGCCGCCGUCGGAAUGACGCGCAGCGACGUGGACAUGUUCAUCAGACGCCUCGAUAAGGUGCUCACAAAGUGGAAGGCCGGGGAUGUUGGGAAGGCUGGGGAUGCUGGGAAGGCAGAGGAUGCUGAGAAGGCAGAGGAUGCUUGGAAUGCCGGGGAUGCUUGGAAGGCCGGGGAUGCUUGGAAGGCCGGGGAUGCUUGGAAGGCAGAGGAUGCUUGGAAGGCCAGGGAUGCUGGGAAGGCCGGGGAUGCUUGGAAGGCCGGGGAUGCUUGGAAGGCAGAGGAUGAUUGGAAGGCCAGGGAUGCUGGGAAGGCAGAGGAUGCUGGGAAGGCCGGGGAUGCUGGGAAGGCAGAGGAUGCUGGGAAGGCCGGGGAUGCUGGGAAGGCAGAGGAUGCUGGGAAGGCAGAGGAUGCUGGGAAGGCUGGGGAUGCUGGGAAGGCAGAGGAUGCUGGGAAGGCGGAGGAUGCUGAAAAGGCAAACUCUGCAGAAGGAAGCAGCUCAGUGUUGUCGGAGGCGUGAUAGUUGGAGCAUGCGUCCUAUGCUAUGGCUACCGUUAACAUUUUCACGGGCUACACCAUUACCGUAACUUGAGCUGACACUUAAAAUCAUGCAAACCAAAUUGAAAUUUUUACUGGUUAGUUAAACAAAUUUAAACAAGUGCCGCAGUGCGACAGGGCUCAUCUGGUGUCUGGUGUUCUGCUGAUAAAUCAUUUGUGGCAUAG
Priapulus caudatus is the source of this 1916-nucleotide messenger RNA. RefSeq names its product O-phosphoseryl-tRNA(Sec) selenium transferase-like. The record is from RefSeq and is a predicted model, not a curated record. Gene Ontology annotation, molecular function: O-phosphoseryl-tRNA(Sec) selenium transferase activity; tRNA binding. The transcript has 11 exons. Lineage: Eukaryota; Metazoa; Priapulida; Priapulimorpha; Priapulimorphida; Priapulidae. Bases 64 to 1713 code for a protein of 549 amino acids. Gene Ontology annotation, biological process: conversion of seryl-tRNAsec to selenocys-tRNAsec; selenocysteine incorporation.